UCUGUCAGAGACAUAUCAAGAAUACUGUAUCUCAUCCAAUCUUAUUAACCAUGAAACGAAGUAUUUUCCUUCUCCUCUGCAACACCCUGCUAGCUUUGGCUAAGGCUCAAGCACCCAUACUCCCAGUAGCCACUGGCUGUCGCUGCCCACAAGUUAGUAAGAGUAUCCCCAGCCUAAAAUCGUUUGAGAAACUUGAUGUGAUUCUUCCCAGUACUACAUGUUCACGCCCUGAGAUCAUAGGCACAAUGAAGGAUACUAAGGAACAAGUAUGUCUGAAUCCAGAUACCCCAACCAUGAAGAUUGUACUGAAAGCAAUUAGAAGGACAAGGUCUUAAACAGCUCCUGUCCACAACUGAAGAAGACACAUACUCCUCAUGUGGCUGGCAAGGGUUAACUAGAAUGAAGCCCUCCCAUAUAUACAGAGAAGAGUCAAGCACCAACUGUCUCUAGUACUUAAUCACCAAUCACAAAUAAUCAACUGGCUACUUUUAAAAAAAAAUCUGUUUAGCAACAGAAACUCUAGUCCUGUAAUUCCUGAUCUUGUGGUGUUUUUAAGUGAGUGAUAUUUAAGUCAUUUUGUUUGUUUUUGUUUUUGUUUUUUGGUGGGGGGGACAGGGCAAUGAGGGUUAAAUGACUUGACCAGGAUCA
This is a messenger RNA of Dromiciops gliroides (monito del monte), 648 nucleotides long. RefSeq names its product C-X-C motif chemokine 9-like. The transcript has 4 exons. Gene Ontology annotation, cellular component: extracellular region. The record is from RefSeq and is a predicted model, not a curated record. Lineage: Eukaryota; Metazoa; Chordata; Mammalia; Microbiotheria; Microbiotheriidae. The coding region runs from base 51 to 335 and encodes 94 amino acids. Gene Ontology annotation, molecular function: CXCR chemokine receptor binding; chemokine activity. Gene Ontology annotation, biological process: neutrophil chemotaxis; chemokine-mediated signaling pathway; cellular response to lipopolysaccharide.